Mytilinidion resinicola is the source of this 750-nucleotide messenger RNA. RefSeq lists its product as uncharacterized. The transcript has a single exon. The record is from RefSeq and is a predicted model, not a curated record. The coding region runs from base 83 to 712 and encodes 209 amino acids. Lineage: Eukaryota; Fungi; Ascomycota; Dothideomycetes; Mytilinidiales; Mytilinidiaceae.
ACUUCUUGGUGCCUAUCGAUACCUUUCACCUCAGGCUUGGGAAGUAUCCAAGCUCCCUAAAUAGUUGGGGAUCUAUCGACACAUGCCCGACCUUAGAGAGAAUGACGACGAUUUCUGUAGAAAGCUCCCGUCGUUCUUUCUCGAUCACCUGCCAUCGGUCACAUACCUUCGAAUCUCAACAUGCCACGCCGACUGCUUCGUCUCUCGACAGUAUCAUUGGUACAAUAACAGCCAGAAAGAAGAAAAAGACACGUUACCUUGGGACGUCUUCUCCCUGCCGAAGCUCAAAGCAGUCCACUUUCAUGGAAUUCUUGUCUGUAAGAAGCUUCUAGGUUUUUUUGACGCUCACGAGGACCGGCUUGAACACAUCACGUUCAGCGAAUGCGUGGCGGUGGAUGUAAUCGAAUGGGAAUGGAAAGAGACCUGGGGAGACAUUUUCAAGGUACUCGCGAGCGCUGAGGCUCCGCCACUGCAAUAUCUUGAAAUCAGUGCCAUUGAGGGCCCGGUACGACUAGAGGCGGACUUGGAAAGCGUGGACGUCACGAAAUUGCCUGAGGCCCGGGGAUUUGCCUAUAUUAGUGGUAACAGGGAGUUAAGAUGGUCUAAACGACACGGUGCUCUUUAUCCAGGGGAUACGCGUUGGCACAUGGAGCUGCGAGAGAUUAUCAAUGAGAACAAGAUGAGGGGUGAGCGAUCGACUAAGCGCCUUUGAUGAGGAGUUCGCGGGAAGUUCUCCUUCAGUCCUUAGAC